Penicillium soppii is the source of this 3027-nucleotide messenger RNA. Its product is annotated as putative regulator of nonsense transcripts. Gene Ontology annotation, cellular component: cytoplasm. Gene Ontology annotation, biological process: nuclear-transcribed mRNA catabolic process, nonsense-mediated decay. Lineage: Eukaryota; Fungi; Ascomycota; Eurotiomycetes; Eurotiales; Aspergillaceae. Gene Ontology annotation, molecular function: zinc ion binding; ATP binding; RNA helicase activity. The transcript has 3 exons. The coding region runs from base 1 to 3027 and encodes 1008 amino acids. The record is from RefSeq and is a predicted model, not a curated record.
AUGAGCUAUCAACCGGAAGAUCCUUCGGCGGGAGUUGAGAUUGACGAACAUGAUUCAAAUGCGAUUGGUCGCGCACGCCCCCGGCGCCAUGACGACGAGGAUGAAGGCUCUGACACCUUUGAGGACGACGACUUGGAAAGUACAGUGGGUGCACCCACUCAUGGGCACCAGAAAAACCAAGGGAACGGCGACGAAGAAAUAGAGCUUCCUGCUCAUGCAUGCGCAUACUGUGGCAUCCAUAACCCGAGCAGUGUUGUCAAAUGUCUUUCUUGCAAUAAGUGGUUCUGCAGUGCACGUGGCAAUACCUCCUCCUCCCAUAUCGUUAACCAUCUCGUUCGAGCUCGCCAUAAGGAGGUGCAGCUGCACCCGGGUUCCUCUCUGGGUGACACCAUCUUAGAGUGCUACAACUGUGGUACCAAGAAUGUCUUUUUGCUCGGCUUUAUUCCCGCAAAGUCUGAUACCGUUGUUGUUCUUCUUUGCCGACAGCCAUGCGCAUCUAUGCCGUCUUCCAAGGAUAUGAACUGGGAUACUUCGCGCUGGCAACCUCUUAUCGAAGACCGUUCUUUUCUCCCUUGGCUUGUGGGAGCGCCCACUGACCAGGAACAACUCCGAGCUCGCCACCUCAGUCCCCAGUUGAUUGCGAAACUAGAAGAAAUGUGGAAAGAGAACUCGCAGGCGACUUUGGAAGAUUUAGAAAAAGCCACCGCAGUAGACGAUGAACCUGCGCCCGUCCUCCUUCGCUAUGACGAUGCAUUCCAGUACCAGAACAUUUUUGGGCCGCUUGUUAAGAUUGAAGCCGAUUACGAUCGUAAGUUGAAGGAAUCUCAAUCGCAGGAUGGUUUGAUUGUGCGUUGGGAUCUUGGUCUCAAUAACAAACACCUUGCAAGCUUUGUUCUACCCAAGCUUGAGCUGGGAGAUGUGAAACUGGCUGUGGGCGAUGAGAUGCGCCUCAAGUACAAUGGUGAACUGCGUCCCAAAUGGGAAGGUGUGGGAUACGUUAUCAAGAUUCCGAACAACCAAUCCGAUGAAGUUACUAUCGAAUUGCGCGCCAAGGGCGACCACAAGUCAGUGCCCACCGAAUGCACGCACAACUUCAUGGCCGACUACGUAUGGAAAUCCACAUCUUUUGACCGCAUGCAAUGCGCUAUGAAGACAUUUGCUGUUGACGAGCAGAGUGUCUCAGGCUACAUCUUCCAUCGCCUUCUUGGUCAUGAGGUUGCAGCUGCCCCCAUGAAGACUCAAAUUCCCAAAAAAUUCAGUGUUCCAGGUCUGCCGGAUCUGAACGGUAGUCAAAUCAACGCAGUUAAGAGUGUUCUUCAGCGGCCGCUCAGUCUGAUUCAAGGCCCACCUGGAACUGGUAAGACCGUUACUUCGGCCACUAUCAUUUAUCACCUUGCCAAGAUCAAUGGAGGCCAAGUCCUUGUUUGCGCCCCCUCUAACGUCGCUGUUGAUCAGCUGUGUGAACGUAUCCAUCUCACGGGACUGAAGACCGUGCGAGUGACUGCCAAAUCUCGUGAAGAUGUGGAGUCUGCCGUUGGAUUCCUUUCACUGCACGAACAGGUCCGUAUGAAUGAUAGCAACAUCGAGUUGGUCAAGCUCAACCAGCUCAAAGCCGAACUUGGCGAGUUAUCCAGCCAGGAUGAAAAGCGCUUGAAGCAGCUUACUCGAUCCGCCGAACGUGAAAUUCUGACUAACGCCGAUGUCAUCUGCUGCACCUGUGUUGGUGCAGGCGACCCCCGUCUUUCUAAGGGCAAGUUCCGCACUGUCCUGAUUGACGAGUCCACUCAAUCUGCUGAGCCUGAGUGUAUGAUCCCGCUGGUUCUCGGUUGCAAGCAAGUUGUCUUGGUCGGAGAUCACCAGCAGCUCGGCCCCGUCAUCAUGAACAAAAAGGCCGCCAAGGCUGGUUUGAACCAGUCUCUGUUUGAGCGCCUCGUUAUCCUAGGUUGCUCUCCCAUUCGUUUGAACGUCCAGUACCGUAUGCACCCGUGCCUUUCAGAAUUCCCGUCAAACAUGUUCUACGAGGGCUCACUGCAAAACGGUAUCACCAUCGCCGAUCGUGUUCGCCGCGACGUUGAUUUCCCUUGGCCGAUUAUUGAUGAUCCCAUGAUGUUCUGGUCAAACCUGGGCAAUGAAGAAAUUUCCGCAUCAGGAACCUCGUACCUCAAUCGCACCGAAGCCACAAACGUCGAGAAGAUUGUUACACGCUUCUUCAAGGCAGGUGUGCAGCCCAAGGACAUUGGUAUCAUCACCCCGUAUGAGGGACAGCGGAGCUACAUUGUCAGCUCGAUGCAAGCGAACGGUACCUUCAAAAAGAGCACUACAAAGAGAUUGAAGUCGCCUCGGUUGAUGCUUUCCAGGGCCGAGAGAAAGAUUACAUUAUCCUCUCUUGUCCGACCCAAGCAAGCUUACAGAGGACCUCAGCGUUUCCAAAUGUCUUUCAGUCAAGCAUCUAACCCUCAGAGUAAUGCAGUGAAUGGUCGCAAUGGUCACCGCAAUGAGUACCACGACUCUGGUUCUGUGGUCGGCUACAUUCCCGAUGAUGUCUCCUCCGUUCACGGCUCCGCUGUUGGCGGUGUUGGCCUUCCAUCUGGCUAUCCUCCUAUGUUCCAGAAUUUCGGCGAGGCUUGGCCUUCGAUUACUGGCAAUCGCCGAGCCAACGGUGGUCGUGCUAAGGGAGCACCAAGCGUGGCUGGGGAGUCAGUUGCUGCUACCGAAUCCGAUGUCACCAGCAGCGUUGCCGAUGGGCGAAGCAUUGAUCAGGGCGGUGUCAGUCUCGCCGGUCUAAGCAUCAAUGAUAUGAACAAGCAACCGAGUCUCAGUCAAUCUGAUCGACUGAAGCGCUAUGUAGAGUCUGGAGGACGCGAGCCUUACCGAGCUGGAGUUCCUGAUAACGGUAGCAUCUUCGGAGGCAGUUCGGCUAGUAUCCGUGUGACUCGCGGUGCGCCAGGCCAGAUCCCCCACGACGACGAUGAUGCUCGCAGUGUGUCCACUGCUUUCGCUAGCCAGGUCGGCGGCAACUAUGACUGA